This is a messenger RNA of Clarias gariepinus (North African catfish), 3997 nucleotides long. It is a transcript of the gene trir, whose product is annotated as telomerase RNA component interacting RNase. NCBI's taxonomy places the organism in Eukaryota, Metazoa, Chordata, Actinopteri, Siluriformes, Clariidae. The record is from RefSeq and is a predicted model, not a curated record. The transcript is spliced from 3 exons. Gene Ontology annotation, molecular function: 3'-5' exonuclease activity; 5'-3' exonuclease activity. Bases 313 to 822 code for a protein of 169 amino acids.
ACGAAGAAGAAGCAUCAGCAGAAGAAUCAGGAGGAAGUACAAAAUGGCGGCUGCGCAACGGUAACGCGAAAACGGUUACAAGUUUUCUAGAAUUUUCCGUGUAGAAUGUGAGCCGUGGCAGGGUUUCGGUGCGGUUUAUUCGUUUUGAGAGGACAAACAGAAGAGAAGCACCACAGAACGGAACAGACGGCGUUUUAUUUUAUUUAAUUUGGUCGUGUGCGUUCAUGUUUCUGUGUUUGUGUUUGUUAGAGACGGCUCUGGCUCUAUAAAUAAUCACAGACUGUUUGUAGAGAGAGAGAGAGAGAGAUCAGUAUGGAGGAUAAACGCCGGACCCUGAGAGAGAGCAGUAGCAGCAGCAGCAGUAGUAGCAGUAGCGGUAGCAGCAGCGGCAGCGAGUCAAGCAGCGGGCCGGCCUCCCCCGCCAGCCCCGGCUCAGGAGCGCCCAGAGCGGAGAGCAGCAGCAGUAACACCGCCGCCGGGUCUGGAGGAAACGCCUUCGCCAACGACGGCAGCUUCAUGGAGCUGUUCAAGAAGAAGAUGGAGGAGGAGCGGCGGAGGAAGGAGCAGGAGGAGGAGGAGGCGGGCAGUCACGCGCACACGGCCGGGGAGAGGAAGCCUGUUAGCGUGGCCAGCUUUGUGGGCAAGCGCAGAGGCGGCGCCAAGCUGGCACUCAAGACUGGAGUGGUGGCCAAGAAGCAGAAACCUGACUCGGAGGCUGAGAAGGGUAAAGGUGACGCCUGGUCUAAGUACAUGGCUGAGGUAAAAAAGUACAAAGCUCACCAGUGUGGAGACGACGACAAAACCAGACCUCUGGUCAAAUAGAGACUGUGGCUGAGUGGCGUGCAACGUGGCGUUCGACCCUCAGACACACACACACACGCACACCUUCUUUGUCUUCUCCUCUCAUGUUUUCUCUUCCUCUUUUGUUUAUAGGUUUCCAGUUUUAGUGUGUUCAGUGAUCCAGAUGUUUUCUAAAACACCAUCGAUUUGAUGUUGGAGUAUUGAUAAAGACUCUGCGGUGUGUGUGAGAGAGCAUCUGGACCGCCGUCACAAUCGUGUCAUUUUGUAACCUUUUUUUUUUUUUUGAUUCUUGGUAAUGGAUGUGACUUGAAAUCAGUGGUUUAAAAAAAAGAAGAAAGAAAUUAAAAAGCUCUGAAUAGAGCGAGUGCUGGCCAGUGGGAAUCUUAUCUUUUGCGUUCUUCAUGGUGCUGAUCCAGUUAAAUGAAAGUGACACAUCAGAUCAUCUUCAGUCAGUAGGAAUCUGUGUAUUGAAGGUUUUUUUUUUUUUUUUUUUGCUCAUUUCAGACACCUGAGACCUUCAGCCUUUUCACUGUAAAUACAAACUGAUUGUAUUAGCGAGCGCUAAUUUAUUUUAAAAAGUACGAGAGUGAGUCAAAAAUUAUCCACUGUUAAAUAUUUAAACAGCUUUUCGACAUAAUCUCCUUGCAUUUUAAGACACUUUGUCCGUCAGUUGACAAGCUUUUGUAUUCCUUCCCUUUUUAUAAAAAAUGUUUAUGGCUGAGCUGUUGGCUCUUCAUCGGAAGUAAAUCUUCAUCCUCAUCGGGCUGCUUUCAGGGGACCGAACAGGUGAAAGUCUGAUAGAGCAAGACGAAGACUAUAGGGAGGACACUUUUAACAUCUCAAAACAAAAGUUUAGUCUUCAGCUCUUUAAUAAGCAUCUCACUGUCACGAGCAUUGUUGAUUUGUUGAGUCUUUUUUCUGAUGGUGUUACAAUACUUCUGGCCCCCGAGAAUCCCAGAAAUCUGUAAGUGUUGAUGAAUUUUCCAGCUAAUGGUCGACUUUUGAGCUUUUUCUCAGUCGAUUGAGGAUGUUUCUGUUCCAUAGUCUGCUGUUUACUCUCAGGCUCAUGGUGAUGAAUCUUGUCUCAUCACCAGUAAUGAUUCUCUUUAAGAAACUUUCACCUUCCUUAGAGUAUCGCUCCAAAUUGUUUGCAGACAUGCAGACACUGCGGUUUAUGCUCUUCUGUAAGGUGCUUAAGCACCCGGUCUACCCUCAGACCAUUAAAAAAAAACAUGAAUCACUGCCUGAUGCCCUUCUUUCGUGCAAAUCACAAGCAGGGCAUCUAUUUUUCCUCGCACCUCUGUUACAAAUGAACUGAUGUAACGCGUCCACACCUGCACAGCAGUGAUCGGAGCCUUGAACAGAAACUGCUGAAGUUUUAUUAUAAUGUGUAUAUAUUAUAUAUUUUAUAUAAUAUAUUGCAAUCAUUUUUGACUCACCCUCGUAAAAACCAAGUGGUGACUAUCGGAAUAGAUGAGAAUGAAAAUCAAGCCACAUCCACUUUGUAGCUAGGUUUGCAUAGAUCAGACAGCCUGAUGAAGAGAGUUCUUAUCUAAAUCAGAAAAUUACUGCUUUUCCAAUCUUCAGUGAUCUUGACUUAUAGCAGGAUUUACACCGUGCUGCUGUUACACGCCGAGGUCCUCUCUCUCGCUCUCCCGGCUUUUUUAGCAGCAUCGUUUACAUCCGUGGUUCUCAUAGUAAAAGCCAGUGGGUCUGUGAAUUUCAUUUGUUCUUCAUUGUUCACAUUUAUUACUGUAAUCAGUAGCACAUCAAGACCUUCCCAGGAAAGCAAGACCAAAACUGACCUCUGCUGCAGAGUUAAGAUUUAGAGUUAAGAGGCCUCAGAAAUCACCAAUUAACAAAUAGCACCUCAGAUUAGAGCCGUUAUGAAGCUUUACAGAGUAUAAGUAGCUGAUGCAUCUCAAUAUCAACUGUUUAAAGGAGAUUGUGUAUUUUGGAUAAAUGCCUUUAGUAUUGUUUUAUAAUGAAGAAAGAAAGAAAAUCAGGAACAACCUGGGAGUUAAAAGGAAUGUUUAAACUUUUGUAGAUGUAAUGAAUAAAGGCUUAACUAUAUAGAUACAGAACUACUGUAUACAUACAACUAUUUCAUGGUCUAAAAAUGGAUUUAAAAGAGCAAAAAACGCAAAAUAAAUUGUGAGAGGUUCUGACUUCUGAUGAUGUUCCUGAGAUACAGAGAUGGUUUCCUCCUUUACUGCAGCGAUGGUUCUGAGCUGAUACCUACAGAAUCCUUCAGGUCCUCAAGAGACUUGAAUUGUUUACAUUUGGCAAAAACCCUUAAACAAAGCAAAUUACAUUUUUCUCUCUUUGUACAUCUGAGCAGUUAAGGGGUAAGUCUCUUGCUCAAGGGCUCAACAGGGGCAGCUUGGUGGUGGUGCUAAGGUUUGAACUUGGGACCUUCUGAGUGUUCCGAUGCCUUAACGACUGAGCUACCCCUGAUCCUAACUUCAGAUCAGCUUAAAGAGAAACGUGGGGUGGUGUCGGGUCUGCUUCUGUUGUAGCUCUUAAACUGUUUUUGGUCUGAUUUAAAAAAAUAAAAAUAUAAAAUUUCCUAAAGGAAAAAGGCCUGUGGAUGUAGACGUUUGGGCUGUCCUGGAUAUUUUUAUGUUCUGUUCUGCGGAAUUAAUAUGUUUGAGAUUAUACUACAACUGUUAAUUAAUUUUACAUGUUUUAGUCUGCUUGAAAUUUGAAACAAUACUAUUUCCAGUUUUUAAACGCUUCACUCUUCAGGGAACGCUUUUCACUAGAUUUUAGAGCAUUUAUGCCUAUUCAUCUCAUCUUACAAGAGCGUUAGUAAGAUCAGCGUUAUUUAUGUCUGGAUGUUGGUGAAGCUCCAGUUCCUCCCAAAGCUGAUGGUGCAGUGGGGCUGAGUUCAGUCAGGGGUCUAUGCAGGACACUUUUAACUGAGGCUUCAUGCACAAGAUAGAACACGUUUGAGCCUCAUUGUUCCAGUGAAGGGAAACUGUGAUGUAAAAGCAUACAAAGACAUUCUGUACAAUUGUGUGAUUCUAGGAGUGUUGUGGAAGAAGCACAUUAUGGUUGCAGGUGUCCACAUACGUUUGGUCAAAAAGUAUGUCCUGAGUCAAUUAUGUAAGAAACCCUUAAGGAAAUGCUAAAGAAUGCUUUUGUUAUAUAAUUCUCUUUAGGAAUAAAAAUGAUCACAGACAUGAUGUGAUGA